AUGCAUCCGGGGCCCCAGACGCGCAUUGUGAAGGUGUUUUGCAGUGCAGCUCGUGGUACCCGUCGUCACCAUGGGACUCCCCGGUUCAGCAAUGUCUAUCUCAUUAGCGGGCUCGCGACCAUCGGCGGCCUUAUUCAGGGCUUCGAUGUGUCCAGCAUGUCUGCGAUAAUUGGCACGCCACAGUACAAGGAGUACUUCAACAAGCCCGAUUCCGUUCUGCAGGGCGGUAUUACCGCCAGUAUGGCAGGUGGCUCGUUGCUUGGGUCGUUGGUCUCGUCGUGGACGAGCGAUCGUUUUGGCCGUCGCGAUUCAAUGUCCAUUGCGUGCAUCAUCUGGCUGAUUGGCUCGACCCUAAUGUGUGCCGUUCAGAACGUACCCAUGUUGAUCGUGGCCCGUAUUUUCAAUGGAUUUGCGGUUGGAAUGCUCACUAGCCAAGGGCCAAUUUUGAUCGCAGAGAUCAGUCUUCCUCAUCAGCGCGGUCGCCUCAUAUCUUUACAACAGUGGAUGAUUACAUGGGGUAUUCUGAUCAUGUACUUCAUCAGCUACGGGGCAUCCUUCAUGAGCGGCUAUGGAUCUUUCCGUCUACCAUGGGGUCUGCAGAUGAUUCCCGCGAUUAUAUUGCUCUGCCUCCUGCCGAUGAUGCCGCGCUCACCGCGUUGGCUCGCAUCGCAAGAUCGGUGGGAGGAAGCUAUUGAAGUACUGGCACGACUUCACGCCAAAGGAAAUACGCUUCAUCCUAUUGUGGUGGCGGAAACAAAAGAAAUCAGAGAGAAAAUCGAACUCGAACGCCAAUACCAGAGCACAUCCUGGCUCGAAUUGUUUAAUUCCCGCAAUAUUAUCCGCGUUCACUGUGGAAUCUUCACGCACAUCUGGUCUCAAAUGUCCGGAACUAACGCCAUGAUGUACUACAUCGUCUAUAUUUUCCAGAUGGCCGGCCUCACGGGAAACACCGCUCUGCUGUCCGCAUCGAUCCAGUAUAUUAUCAAUGUGGUCAUGACUCUGCCCGCACUGAUAUUCAUUGACCGACUUCCUCGACGCUGGCUUUUUAUUGGAGGUGCUUUAGCUAUGGCAGUCCUUCAAUUUACACAGGCAGGCCUCAUGGCCUCCUAUGGUCAUGCUGUUCCAGGGGGUCUUCCUAACUCCCCAACCGUGACAUGGAAAGUCACCAACGGCAAAGCAUCUAAGGCAAUUAUUGCCUGUUCAUAUCUAUUUAUUGCGUGCUAUGCGCCCACUUGGGGACCUUUGGGAUGGGCGUAUCCACCGGAGAUCAUCCCAUUAUACAUUCGCAGCAAAGCGGUAUCACUCGCCACGUUCUUCAACUGGGCAUGCAACUUUGCUCUUACCUUCUUUACUCCUCCAGCAUUCCAGAAUAUCCAGUGGAGGCUCUACUGUGUAUUCGGCACCUUCUGUGUGGCAGCCUCCAUCCAUGUGUUCCUCCUGUUCCCGGAGACAUGCGGCAAAUCUUUGGAAGAAGUUGAUGAGAUAUUUGAGAAACAAAGCAUCUGGGCUUUCAAGGCCAGGACCGAACCAAGCAGAUUUGCUGCCGAUAUUGAACAAGCCAAGGAGGAUUUAAGUGCGGGCAAGAUUGCAGCGAACUAUGCCGAAGAACCAAAGGCAUAA
Messenger RNA from Penicillium lagena, 1620 nucleotides. RefSeq names its product sugar porter family MFS transporter. Gene Ontology annotation, cellular component: membrane. Bases 1 to 1620 code for a protein of 539 amino acids. The record is from RefSeq and is a predicted model, not a curated record. Gene Ontology annotation, molecular function: carbohydrate:proton symporter activity. Gene Ontology annotation, biological process: transmembrane transport; carbohydrate transport. The transcript is spliced from 7 exons. NCBI's taxonomy places the organism in Eukaryota, Fungi, Ascomycota, Eurotiomycetes, Eurotiales, Aspergillaceae.